Messenger RNA from Pezoporus occidentalis (night parrot), 1282 nucleotides. RefSeq names its product anti-Muellerian hormone type-2 receptor-like. The record is from RefSeq and is a predicted model, not a curated record. The transcript is spliced from 9 exons. Gene Ontology annotation, cellular component: plasma membrane; signaling receptor complex. Gene Ontology annotation, biological process: protein phosphorylation; cellular response to growth factor stimulus; BMP signaling pathway. The annotation marks the transcript as partial. Gene Ontology annotation, molecular function: ATP binding; transforming growth factor beta receptor activity. NCBI's taxonomy places the organism in Eukaryota, Metazoa, Chordata, Aves, Psittaciformes, Psittacidae.
GGGUUUGGGGCCCUCCCCACUCCCCCCCCCAGGUCCCCACAACCUCAGCUGUGUCUCCUACAAGCACCCCAGCGUGCGGGGGGGGCUGGGGGGCGCGGGGGGGGGCCGGGCCCGCAUCGUGCGGUGCCCCCCCGGCCACUGCUGCAUCGGGAUCUGGAACCAGAGCCAGGCGCUGGUGCAGGGCUGCUGGGGGGGCGGGGGCGCCUCCUGCCCCUCCCCGCUGUGCGCCCCCAGCCCCGCGGGGCCCCCGGGCGGCUCCGUCCUCGUGUGCCUGUGCCGGGGAGAGCUCUGCAACGGGAACGGGAACGGGAGGCCCGGCCGCGCGGGGGCGCUGUGGCUGUGGGGCGCCGGCCCCCUCCUGCUCCUCCUCGCCUGCCUCUGCGUCCUCGGGCUGCGCCGGGCCAGGGCCCGCAGGGGGCGGCCACGUCAAGGGGGGAGCGGGGCCCCCCCCGAGCCCCCCAGCCCGGAGCUGCCUGCGCUGCGCUUCCUGAAGGUGGGGGGCACCCAUGGGGGGGCUCUCUCUCCCCCCCGCUCUCUCUCCCCCCGCUCCCCCGCCCCCCCGCAGGCUCUGCCCCGGGGCCGUUUCCCCCCGCUGGGGCCGGGCUCUCCCCGCCCCCCCCCGCUCCCUCCCCGGGCGCUCGGGGCCGCGCGGGUCGCGGGGGGGCGCUGGGGGCCGGCGCUGCUGCGGGGGGGGAGCCUCGGGAUGAAGCUGAGGCCCAAGGGCUCCCUGCGGCCCUCCCCGCCUCACCACGUUGGUACCUGUGCGGGCAGCGUGUCCCCGGCGCGGGGCUUGGCCUCCCUGCCCCGGGAGCUGCGGCGCGAUGGUCUCUCCAAGCCCAGCGGGGUUCACCGGGACCUGAGCAUCCGGAACGCGCUGGUGCGGGACGGCGGCACCUCCGCCAUCGCCAUCGGGGUCGCCCUGUGCUGCCCGGGCCGGGCCGGGGGGGGCUCUGCUCGGCUCCAGGUGGGCACGCAGCGGUACCUGGCCCCCGAGAUCCCGGACGAGAGCCUGGACCUGCGCUCCUGGGGCCGGGCGCUGCUGCAGGCCGAUGUGUACGCGCUGGCGCUGCUGCUCUGGCAGAUCCUGUCCCGCGGCCAGGCCCUGAGCCCCGGAGCCCCGGUGCCCGCUUUCCGCCUCGCCUACGGGGCCGAGCUGGGCUCCAGCCCCACGGGGCCGCAGCUCCGCCGCUUGCCCGCGGACGAGGGGCGCCGGCCGCUGAUCCCCCCCGCCUGGCCCCGAACCCCGCAGGUCGGCCCCGGCCCGCGCCCAUUGGGGAGGGGG